CGGAAGUGAUGUAAUUUCCGGGAGUGGCCGGACCAUUAGGCGAUUCUCUUUAGUGUUUGCCCUGUCUACUUUCUCUGCUCUACCUCACCUAUAUUUAAUUCAAAACCCCCACUAUAUCACUCCCCUAAAAAUUGGACGCUAAUGUUAACGUGCUUUCUCAUGGAGUAAUUUACCACCGGGACUAAGUAAGACGAGGCAGAGCUUUGCAGUCUUCUACUUUUCUAAAACACCCACUCUCCUUUUACAAAAGCUCAUCAUUGUCCUGUGAGAAUCCUGUCCCAGACUGCAAAGCAUCUUCCUAACCAUCAGCCAGAAUGUCCCAGCUUCAGUUCCAGUCUCCUGGCAGCCCUGUACCCAGUUCUGCUCCUUUACAGCUAGCACAGCCCCAACCUGGCUUCAGCAUUCCUUCUGCUACUGGCUCCUUACCUUCAGAAAGCGCCAGUCACCCGCUGCGAAGCUCCGCCCUGCCCUCCGCCUCGGCUACACCCUUCUGCAACCCUACAGCUUCUAACAUGGCAAACCCUAAAGAGAAGACCCCCAUGUGUUUGGUGAAUGAGUUAGCCCGUUACAAUAAGAUCCAGCCUGAGUACAAGCUACUCAGUGAGCAAGGACCAGCCCAUUCCAAAAUAUUUACUGUGCAGUUGACUCUGGGGGAGCAGCACUGGGAUGCAGAGGGCACCAGUAUAAAGAAAGCUCAGCACUCUGCAGCAGCCUGUGCUCUCGGCCAGACCACACUGCCCAAACCCAAUAACAGAAUCCCACGACACCAAGGCAGGAACCCAGGUGGGUUCUACAGAGGCCCAGAGUCAGAUAGCAUGACGCACACUGUGGAGCUGAAUGCACUUUGCAUGAAGUUGGGGAAGAAGCCAAUCUAUAAACUUAUAGACCCAUACCAAGGCAUGAGACCCACAUUCAACUACAAUAUCAGAGCACCGGGGCCUUAUGCUCGCUCCAUGCAACAGUAUUACUACCCGUUUCCUCCGGUGGCACCGGUGCUGUAUCAUAUGGAGCUAUCCAUUGGAGGGCAGCAGUUCCAUGGAAAGGGCCGCACACGCCAGGCGGCUAAACAUGAUGCUGCUGCUAAAGCUAUCAAAUCACUGCAGAAAGAGCCACUGUUACAGCAGCUAGUUGAAAUGAAAAAAGAAUCAGAAGAAGAAAACCUCAACAAAUCUGAGAUCAGCCAAGUGUUUGAGAUUGCACUGAAGCGGAACAUGCCUGUGAACUUUGAGGUGCUGAAAGAGGCAGGACCACCUCAUAUGAAGAGCUUUGUGGUGAAAGUGACUGUGGGAGAGUUCACUGGAGAAGGGGAGGGCAAGAGCAAGAAGAUCGCCAAGAAACUAGCUGCCAUUGCUGUUCUGGAGGAGCUGCGGAAGUUGCCACAACUACCAGUCAUGGACAAGAUGCCACCUCGUAUUAAAAAGAAAACCAAAUCCAUUAUAAAGCUGCAGACCAGUCCAGAAUAUGGGCAAGGAAUAAACCCAAUCAGCAGACUGGCUCAGAUCCAGCAGGCUAAGAAAGAGAAAGAGCCUGAGUACAUCCUAGUAACUGAGAGAGGACUGCCUAGACGUAGGGAGUUUGUCAUGCAGGUGUCAGUCACUGGUCAGACUGCAGAAGGUAUGGGUCCAAGUAAAAAGGUGGCCAAGAGGAAUGCAGCAGAGAAGAUGCUGGAGCUCUUGGGAUUUAAAGUGCCUCAACCUCAGCCUCCCAAACCAGCACUGAAAACAGAGGAGAAGCCUCCUCUGAAGAAACCUGGAGAUGGACGUAAAGUGACCUUUUUUGAGCCAGGCUCUGUGGAGGAGGGGGGACUGGUCUCAAAGGAGGAGGAUUUCCGUGUGCCCUUCCUCAGCCAUCAGCAGCUUCCUGCUGGCAUUCUACCCAUGGUGCCUGAGGUGGCACAAGCGGUUGGUGCCAGCCAGGGACCCCAUGCCAAGGACUAUGGCCGCCCCAACCAGGCCAAGGCCUCACUGACAGCAACAAUUGCCAACGAGCUGCUGUACGCUGGUACUUCCCCCACAGCUGAAGGCAUACUGAAGGGAAGUAAAAACCUAGCAAUGAGACCCCACGGACCCUUCACUAGACCAUCUGAACAGCUUGGAUACCUGGCCACUGUACAAGGCCUACAGGUAGAAUAUAAGGACUUUCCAAAAAACAACAAGAACGAAUUUGUGUCUCUCAUCAACUGCUCUUCUCAGCCACCUCUCAUAAGCCAUGGUAUCGGGAAGGACGUGGAGUCCUGUCACGACAUGGCUGCAUUCAACAUAUUGAAGCUGCUCUCAGAGUUGGACCAACAGUCCAGUGAACGGCCAGCCAACGGACCAAUUUCUGGGUGCGGCAAACAAGAUCUUGAAGGUGACGCGUUGCUCAAACCGGCUAACUCAAGCACCAUGGGAAAAACUCUGGACGGCGCUGUGUAGAAUAUCUGAUUACUGAUGGUGGUGCCAUUUCGGAAACACUAGAGAAAAGACAGGGGCAGAGUUCUAAUUGGCUGCUUUCAAAAGCCUUGUUCACACUGAAUUUUAACCUUUCUAAAGUGUUGCAGUUUCACAGUUAAACAAGAUUAACUGAGAGAUUUCUCCUACUUGAUGUUUAAUUGUAAUCAUAGUUGUUUUGCUUCAUCAUAUCCAGUGGUGCUUUUUUUUUUUUUUUUUUUUUUUUUUUUUUUUUUGGAUUGCAAAAAUGAUGUGAACUGUAACUUGAAUAGACAGCUUUUUUUUCUCUGUUAAAAAGUAAGCCAUUCUAAUGUCGUAUUUCUUUCUUUUUUUUUUUUUUUUUUAAUGCUUCAUUAUGAGCACGUAUAGAGGAUGUGCAGCUAUUGUGAUGUGCAGUAUGAAAUGCGCUUAGGAGGAUAUAAUGAAGCUAAGGCACGAGCUCUCUGUCAUAUUGGAUUUUCUCCAGUGCUUUUAAGGUGGCAACCAUAAAAAGCAUUAAUUUGCAUUUCCAUGUAGGACUGGGAAAGUAUUUUCUUAAUCCCUGUUUGAUGUAUGGUGGUGUCCUGUGAUGUCGUGUGUGUGUGUGUGUGUGUGUGUGUGUGUGUGUGUGAGAGAAGGUUGUUAGUGUCCAGUUGUUGUGGUUAAAGCACGGCUCAUAACCCACUCCUACAGUCAAAAUCAUGCACCCUCUCCCUCAGUGUAAACCCGUUUUUCUGCCAGUUGGUUCCCAUUUUUUUUCCCCUCAUGGAAUGCAAGUAAAAUUCUAUUCUAAAA
Molecule: messenger RNA, 3203 nt
Organism: Pangasianodon hypophthalmus (striped catfish)
Lineage: Eukaryota; Metazoa; Chordata; Actinopteri; Siluriformes; Pangasiidae
Gene: stau1
Product: staufen double-stranded RNA binding protein 1
Exons: 15
Coding region: 315-2414 (699 amino acids)
Source: RefSeq, a predicted model, not a curated record